Molecule: messenger RNA, 1596 nt
Organism: Ananas comosus (pineapple)
Lineage: Eukaryota; Viridiplantae; Streptophyta; Magnoliopsida; Poales; Bromeliaceae
Product: cytochrome P450 90B1-like
Exons: 9
Coding region: 31-1545 (504 amino acids)
Biological process (GO): sterol metabolic process
Molecular function (GO): heme binding; oxidoreductase activity, acting on paired donors, with incorporation or reduction of molecular oxygen; iron ion binding
Source: RefSeq, a predicted model, not a curated record
AAGAAAAAAAUAAAUAAUAAUCAACUUCUCAUGCAUUUAUUCAUGGCGCUUCCUCUCCUCCUCUUAGUAUCUUUUCUAGCUAUUUUGGCUCUCAACAUCUUCAUUGUUCGCUGUAGCCAUUGGAACGCCGCCGCGCACUGCGGUCGGCCGCUCCGGUUGCCGCCGGGGAGCUCUGGAUGGCCGCUCGUCGGCGAGACCGUCUCCUUCAUGCGGCCCCACUCCUCGGCCUCCUUAGGAGACUUCAUCGACCGACGCAUCGCUAAGUAUGGGAAGAUAUUCCGGACGAGCCUGCUGGGGAAGGCGACGGUGGUGUCGGCGGACGCAGAGUUCAACCGGUGGGUGCUGCAGGCCGAGGGGCAGGGCCUCUUCGCUGGCAGCUGCCCGACGAGCAUCGCGGAGAUCAUGGGCCGGCAGUCGAUGCUUGCCCUCGUCGGCGAUGCCCACCGCGAGAUGCGCUCCAUUGCCGUCGCCUUCCUCGGUGGCGGAACCAGUGGCGGCCUGCGAAGGAGGUCACGGUUUUUCGCCACCGUCGAGCGGCAGGCGGCGAAGGUCCUCGACUCGUGGAAUGAUAGAGUCUGCCAUGGCUCCGUCGGUGCCGCCGCCUCCUUCUCUGCCCACAAGGAAGCAAAGAACUUUACGUUUAGUGUAAUGGUGAAGCAUUUGAUAAGCAUGGAGGAGGAAACGGCCGAGGCGAAGCAGCUGAGCAAGGAGUACGCCACCUUCAUGCGGGGAAUGGCAUCACUGCCGUUGAAUCUCCCGGGAAUGGCUCAUAGGAAAGCUCGCAAGUCAAGGGCCAAGAUCCUAAGCCUGAUAGGGCAAAAGCUGGAUGAGAGGAUCAAGCAGAAGCUGCAGGAAAAGAAGCUUCUGAAAGAAGCAGAAAAAGCAGACAAAGCAGAAGCAGAAAAAGCAGCAGAAGAAGAAGAAGAGGGGGGAGGAGAUCUUCUUGAUUUGGUUUUGAAACAUCAAAAUCUAACUAGAGAGCAAAUUCUUGACCUAGUACUGAGCAUGCUCUUUGCCGGCCACGAAACGUCGUCCGCCGCCAUCGCCCUCGCCAUCUACUUCCUUCAGUCUUCCCCCAAAGCAGUGCAACAACUGAGAGAGGAGCACACAAGAAUUGCAAAAUUAAGGAUAGUUGAUGAGGUGAUUGCUGAGACACUUAGGUUGGGCAACAUUGUGAAGUUCUUGCAUAGGAGGGCUAUCAAAAAUGUGCAAUACAAAGGAUAUGAUAUUCCAUGUGGGUGGGAAUUGGUGCCAAUAAUUUCAGCAGAACACUUGGAUCCUUCAAUAUAUGAUGAUCCACAAAGUUACAAUCCAUGGAGAUGGCAGACGCUGCCCGUGAAGAGCGGUAACAGUCUGAUGUCGUUCGGCUGCGGCCCCCGGCUUUGCCCGGGGGCGGAGUUUGGGAAACUAGAGAUGGCAGUCUUCCUCCACCACCUUGUCCAGAGAUUUCACUGGGAGCUGGCUGAACAUGACUUCCCAGUCUCUCUUCCUUUCUUGGGCUUUCCUAAGGGCCUGCCAAUUAAGAUAAGGCCCAUUGGGCCAUGAGUUUCUGUGCUCAGAAAAGAAAAGUAUGUAAUGAGGGAAUUAGAUAAAUAU